UAGCUACGGCCCCGCGCCCCGGUAAGAUGGCCGAGUCCGGCAGCGGCGAGUUCCCGGCCGAGCGGCGGAACAGCAUGGCCACGAAGAGCAUUGCCCUGCGCCACACCUUCUCAGCCCCAGGGCACAGUGCCAGCCUCCUGCUGGGCCUGUCGGCACUCCGUGCCCACGAGCAGCUCCUGGACGUGGUGCUAAUGGUGAACGCGGUGAUGUUCCGGGUACACCGUGCGGUGCUGGCCGCCUGCAGUGAUUAUUUCCGAGCGAUGUUCACUGGGGGAAUGCGGGAAAGCGGACAGGAUGUCAUUGAGUUGAAAGGAGUGUCGGCCAGGGGUCUGAAGCACAUCAUUGACUUUGCCUACAGCGCCGAGGUGACGUUGGACCUCGACUGCAUACAAGACGUGCUGGGGGCUGCUGUCUUCCUGCAGAUUGUGCCCGUGGUCGAACUGUGUGAGCAGUUCCUAAAGACGGCGAUGAGUGUGGAGACCUGCCUCAACAUUGGCCAGAUGGCCACCACCUUCAGCCUCUCCUCCCUGAAGGAGUCCGUGGACGCCUUCACCUUUGCCCACUUCCUGCAAAUCUCGGAGGAAGAGGACUUCCUGCACCUCCCCCUCGAGCGACUGGCCUUCUUCCUGGAGAGCAACAAGCUGAAGAACUGCGGCGAGGUGGACCUGUUCCGAGCCGCCAUCAGGUGGCUGCAGUACGAGGAGGCGCGAAAGGCCAGCGCCGGCCUGGUCCUCCGCCACAUCCGCUUCCCUCUGAUGAAGUCCACCGAGUUGGUGGACAACGUCCAGACCCAGAGCUUGAUGUUGGACGACCCCAUGUGUCGCCAGUACCUGCUCGAAGCCUUUAAUUACCAGAUCCUGCCGUUCCGACAGCACGAGAUGCAGUCGGCCCGAACCACGAUCCGCUCCGACACCCUCUCCCUGGUGGCCUUCGGCGGCACCCCGUACACGGACAACGACAGGACCGUCAGCCGCAAGGUCUUCGUCCUCGCAGACGGCAACGCCCGGCAGUUCACGGAGCGGUCCGAGAUGGAGGUGGGGUGCAGUCACGCCUGCGUGGCCGUCCUGGACAACUUUGUGUACGUGGUGGGAGGUCAGCACCUGCAGUACCGCAGCGGCGAGGGGGCGGUCAGCUGGUGCUUCCGCUACGACCCCCACCUCAGUCACUGGCUGCGCAUUUGCGCCAUGCACGAGGCCCGCAUCCAGUUCCAGCUGGGCGUGCUGCAGGGGAUGCUGUUCGCCACCGGAGGCCGCAACCGCACCGGGAGCCUCGCCACGGUCGAGCGUUACUCCCCGCGGCGGAACGAGUGGACCGUCGUGUGUUGCUUGAAGCGGCGGACGUGGGGGCACGCGGGCACAGCCAGCGCGGGGAAGCUCUACAUCUCCGGGGGCUACGGUAUUACCAUCGAAGACAAGAAAUCUCUCCACUGCUACAGUCCCGAGACGGACAUCUGGGAACAAAAGACUCCAAUGAAUGAGCCACGGGUCCUCCACUCCAUGGUCGGGGCCAACGGCAGGAUCUACGCGCUAGGUGGCCGGAUGGACCACGUCGACCACUGCUUCGACGUCCUGGCCGUUGAAUAUUACAUCCCCGAGACCGACCAGUGGACUACAGUCAGUCCAAUGAGGACAGGCCAGUCGGAAGCUGGCUGCUGUGUGCUACACAGAAAGAUCUACGUGGUGGGAGGGUACAACUGGCACUUGAACAACGUGACCAGCGUGGUGCAGGUUUAUAACAUUGGCACCGAUGAGUGGGAGAGGGACCUGCAUUUCCCCGAAUCCUUUGCAGGCAUCGCCUGCUCUCCUAUCAUCCUUCCACAGCUUCCACCACAGAGGUAGUGAUGAGAAUGCUCCUGGAUUGACCCAGAAGGGGGAAUUGACCGGAAUGGGGACUGGGACGAGGGGGAGGGGGGGGGAGUGAGAGGUAGGAGCAUGGUGGAUCUGAUGACACCUCCACAACUAUUUGUCCACAAUUGCAAUCAGGUCAAAGUCUGUUUUACCCAGGAGCUGUCACCACCUGACAUCUUAAUCACUUUACAACCAGAACUAGAUUGACAGUGGUGAUGAAAAGAAAAUUGAUUGCUGUACGUACCGAGCCAGCCUUUCGUUGCAGUGCCCCAAUUUAGCUGCUUCUUGAAUCGAUUUAAACCCAAGAAGCCAAUAGAUCUGGAAGGAUUUGAUGGCAGCCCAUGGAUGGGUAGCAAAGCAGAUCGAAAAGCAAGUCGCUCGCACUUCAGUCCUUGUUGCCUUGUACAUCUCGCACUCCAGCUUAUGUUGAACCACAACACUUGCAUGCUGGCCUGCGUCACCCACCCACCCUCCCUCUGUUCACUCACCAGAUUGUUGUUUAAAAAUUACUGAAUGAUCAUUAAGUUUUGAUGCAACUCUCUUGAAUGCACUCUGCCACACCGAGGAGCAAAUUGGAAUCUGUCGUAGAUCUGGAACCUAGUCAAAAUUCAUGGAAUCCUGCUCCAUCUGAGACUGUUUUCCACAAAUUAAUCAAACUAUGUGAUUAUGACAUCUGGAAAUGAAGUGUGGAAUCAAUGUUUUAAAUGCAUUGAAUGUUAAACACUAAUAUAAUAUUUGAGAAUGA
Leucoraja erinaceus (little skate) is the source of this 2592-nucleotide messenger RNA. It is a transcript of the gene klhl26, whose product is annotated as kelch-like family member 26. The coding region runs from base 27 to 1838 and encodes 603 amino acids. Gene Ontology annotation, molecular function: protein binding. Lineage: Eukaryota; Metazoa; Chordata; Chondrichthyes; Rajiformes; Rajidae. The record is from RefSeq and is a predicted model, not a curated record. The transcript is spliced from 3 exons.